Arabidopsis thaliana (thale cress) is the source of this 1789-nucleotide messenger RNA. It is a transcript of the gene RPN5B, whose product is annotated as regulatory particle non-ATPase subunit 5B. Bases 274 to 1542 code for a protein of 422 amino acids. Gene Ontology annotation, biological process: ubiquitin-dependent protein catabolic process. The record is from RefSeq and is marked reviewed. Lineage: Eukaryota; Viridiplantae; Streptophyta; Magnoliopsida; Brassicales; Brassicaceae. The transcript has 10 exons. Gene Ontology annotation, cellular component: nucleus; proteasome complex; cytoplasm.
CUAACAUUCUCUCUCUCAGUGAACCUUUAGAAGUUAAAUCUGUUUCAUCACCGGAAAGUUUCACUAACUCUUCUUCUCUCUCUCGGAGUAUUGAUUCCCGGCGUUUAGCAAUGGCAAGUCUCCGAUUUCACAGAUCUGAUUUUCAACUCUCUCUCUCUCUUUUCUCUUCCGUUCGAAUUUUGGUUUGUCAAAUUCGAUGUCGUGAUUUGAUUGCAGGAAGAAAGUAGACAACUCGAAUCGUCGAUUGAUCGGCUGCUGAACGAAGAGAAACAGAUGAGGCUCGCAGAAAAUGUCGCCGGAACUAGAAAAGCAGCUACCGAGAUUCUUAAGCUUUGUUUCGAAGCUAAGGAUUGGAAACUUCUCAACGAACAGAUUUUGAAUCUCUCGAAGAAACGUGGUCAGCUUAAGCAGGCUGUACAAUCCAUGGUGCAACAAGCAAUGCAGUAUAUUGAUCAGACACUAGACAUAGAAACUCGGAUUGAGCUUAUUAAGACUCUAAACAAUGUAGCUGCUGGAAAGAUAUAUGUCGAAAUCGAGAGAGCUCGUUUGACCAAGAUGCUUGCUAAGAUUAAGGAAGAACAAGGUUUGAUUGCUGAAGCUGCGGAUCUCAUGCAAGAAGUUGCUGUGGAGACAUUUGGUGCUAUGGCAAAAACUGAGAAAAUUGCUUUCAUUCUUGAACAAGUCCGCUUGUGUUUGGAUCAAAAAGAUUUUGUCCGUGCACAAAUUUUAUCUAGGAAGAUCAACCCAAGAGUGUUUGAUGCAGAUACCACGAAGGAGAAAAAGAAGCCUAAGGAAGGUGAAAACAUGGUAGAGGAGGCUCCGGCUGAUAUACCUACAUUGUUGGUGCUAAAACGGAUUUACUAUGAGCUAAUGAUUCGGUAUUAUUCUCACAACAAUGAGUACAUUGAGAUAUGCCGUAGCUACAAGGCGAUAUAUGAUAUCCCUUCUGUAAAGGAAAACCCAGAACAAUGGAUUCCAGUCCUGAGAAAGAUUUGCUGGUUUUUGGCCUUGGCACCACAUGAUCCAAUGCAAUCGAGCCUACUCAAUGCAACCUUGGAAGAUAAAAAGUUAUCAGAGAUUCCUGAUUUCAAGAUGCUUCUAAAACAGAUUGUUACAAUGGAGGUGAUUCAGUGGACAUCUCUCUGGAAUAAAUACAAGGACGAGUUUGAGAAUGAGAAAAACAUGAUUGGAGGCUCUUUGGGUGACAAAGCUGGUGAAGAUCUCAAACUAAGAAUAAUCGAACACAAUAUUCUCGUUGUCUCAAAGUACUACUCAAGGAUUACCUUUAAGAGACUUGCAGAACUUUUAUGCCUAACCACUGAGGAAGCAGAGAAGCAUCUAUCUGAAAUGGUUGUGUCCAAAGCCUUGAUAGCAAAAAUCGACAGACCAUCAGGAAUAAUCUGCUUCCAGAUUGUUAAAGACAGCAACGAAAUCCUCAACUCGUGGGCAACAAACUUGGAGAAGCUUUUGGAUCUUGUUGAAAAGAGUUGUCACCAAAUUCACAAAGAAACAAUGGUUCAUAAAGUUGCACUAAGAGCUUGAGAACCCGGUCUAGCCACACACAUCGGUGGAAAGAAUCUUUCAGGCUCUCGUUCUAACAUAAUCAUUUGAGUUUUCUUUCUCUGCUUGGUUCGAACACAUUUUUUUUGUGUUCUUUAGGAGACCUUGCAAGAUUAUAUACAAAACUCUCUUUUUUUUCCUUUCUCCAUGUGGUCUUUUUAAUGUUUGUUACAAUGAAACGAAAUUAUAAUGCAAAAAUAUAAUAAAUUAAGAAAAAAAGCAUGAGAGG